CCUUCUAUUUCAUUCCCCAUUAUAGCAUAAUUCUCUUCUCAAGGCUCACCAUGCUCGGGCAUCCUACAUUCUUAACGGACGUAAGGACAGGCGCAAUGGCGGGUGCGAAGUUAGGUCUUUUUGUAAUGGAGUCGGCCUUCAUACAUAUGUGCCAUGGGCUCGAUAAUACGCUGGGGAAAGUGCUCGAGGAAUAUCGAGUGGCACUGACACCUGAGCGAUGCGCUACAAGGAGGAUAUCGUACCGUAACAGCCGAUGGGGGAUCACCGUUCGUUGCGACCUCAACGAUACUUUCGUUCUUGAGCAUGAUGAUGCUCUCCAGGCUUUAAUAAGGCUGACAAGAGAAGUUAGAGAUAUUCAUGAUAACAGGCUGAUACACUUCACUUCGUCAAUGGCCGAAAGGUCAAUACUCGCGAAACGUCUCAUUCGUACGGUCCCUUUUACAGGCUCCCCAGCAACGAUGGAGCUGUGGGAAUACAAUCAACCAUCCAGACCUCGCGUGACCAGGUGUCUACAGCUUCUCCAGGCCCCACAGGAGCCCCCUCCUCCUGGCUCUCCCCACACUCUGCAGCAGGCCCCACAGGAGCCCCCUUCUCUUGGCUCUCCUCAGGCCCUGCAGCAGGCCCUUCCCCCUAACACUCUUAAUUCGUCGCAGCAUAUACCUUCAUCCACCUCUUCUCAUUCCUCGCAGCAUGCCCUCCCCUCUAUCCCUCUUAUUUCCGCCGAGCCGAUAUCAUUUUAAAGUCUUUUAUAUUUUUUUAUGAUUACGACUGAAAGAAUGCAU
Molecule: messenger RNA, 782 nt
Organism: Lobosporangium transversale
Lineage: Eukaryota; Fungi; Mortierellomycota; Mortierellomycetes; Mortierellales; Mortierellaceae
Exons: 2
Coding region: 51-740 (229 amino acids)
Source: RefSeq, a predicted model, not a curated record